Messenger RNA from Erpetoichthys calabaricus (reedfish), 3975 nucleotides. It is a transcript of the gene gys1, whose product is annotated as glycogen synthase 1 (muscle). Gene Ontology annotation, biological process: glycogen biosynthetic process. Lineage: Eukaryota; Metazoa; Chordata; Cladistia; Polypteriformes; Polypteridae. Gene Ontology annotation, cellular component: cytoplasm. Gene Ontology annotation, molecular function: alpha-1,4-glucan glucosyltransferase (UDP-glucose donor) activity. The transcript has 16 exons. The coding region runs from base 247 to 2475 and encodes 742 amino acids. The record is from RefSeq and is a predicted model, not a curated record.
GAAUAUCAGUACAUUGCGGCAAAGCUAAGUGUGUGUUGACAGACAAGGCCAGCUGAAUGAGAAUCGGCUCUGAACAAAUAGGGCAGCGCUGAAGCAAUGUGUUUGGUGUAGACACAUUAGUAUGUUCAACGUUUACAAGAUCAAUUAAAGGUUAUAAUAAAGAAGCAAAGAUACCGGAACUGGUUGAUUGUCCAGGUCGUUACACAUCAUACUGUCAAGGAGCAACUUCAAGGUCGCACAGGAGGCAUGCCACUAGCCCGCAGUUUGUCUGUUACCUCUCUCACUGGUCUUGAAGACUGGGAUGAUGACUUCGACCAAGAAGAUGCCAUUCUCUUUGAGAUUGCUUGGGAGGUUGCCAAUAAAGUGGGUGGAAUCUACACUGUGAUUCAGACGAAAGCAAGGCUGACAGUGGAAGAGUGGGGUGAAAACUACUUUCUGAUUGGCCCUUACUUUGAGCAUAAUGUGCGCACCCAAGUAGAAUUGAUAGAACCACCAAAUCCAGCUGUGCGCAGGACUAUUGAAUCCAUGAACAGCAAAGGCUGCAAGGUUUACUUUGGAAGGUGGCUCAUUGAAGGUGGGCCUUAUGUGAUUUUACUAGACAUUGGUGCCACAGCAUGGUCACUGGACCAAUGGAAGACAGAGUUGUGGGAUAGCUGCUCCAUUGGUAUUCCCUGGUAUGAUCGUGAGGCAAAUGAUGCUGUUUUAUUUGGUUUCUUAACAGCCUGGUUCCUUGGUGAGUUUGUAGCUCAGUGUGAAGAAAACCCAUAUAUUGUUGCACAUUUCCAUGAGUGGCUUGCUGGGGUAGGCUUAAUUCUUUGCCGCAUCAGAAAGUUACCAGUGGCUACCAUCUUCACCACUCAUGCUACCCUCUUAGGACGCUACCUCUGCGCUGGAAAUGUUGACUUCUACAACAAUUUGCAGCAUUUCAAUGUUGACAGGGAAGCAGGUGACCGUCAGAUUUACCAUCGUUACUGUAUGGAGAGGGCAGCUGUUCAUUGUACCCAUGUGUUUACUACUGUGUCCCAGAUUACUGCUGUGGAAGCAGAGCACCUCCUGAAAAGAAAACCAGAUUUUGUGACUCCAAAUGGCUUGAAUGUUAAGAAGUUUUCAGCAAUGCAUGAGUUCCAGAAUCUACACGCACAAAGCAAAGCUCGUAUUCAGGAAUUUAUCCGUGGUCACUUUUAUGGGCAUUUGGACUUCAAUUUGGAUCGGUCCAUAUUCUUUUUUAUUGCAGGCCGAUACGAGUUCUCUAAUAAGGGUGCAGACAUCUUCUUGGAAGCUCUUUCAAGACUAAAUUAUCUGCUAAGGGUAAACCAAAGUGAGACAACUGUAGUUGCAUUCUUCAUUAUGCCUGCACGAACAAACAAUUUCAAUGUGGAGACUCUGAAAGGCCAGGCCGUGAGGAAACAGCUGUGGGACACUGCCAAUGCUGUUAAAGAGAAGUUUGGGAAAAAGUUAUACGAGUCUUUGUUAGUGGGUCAGCUGCCUGACUUGAACAAAAUGAUGGAUAAGGAAGAUUUUACAAUGAUGAAGAGAGCAAUUUUUGGCACCCAGAGGCACAGUUUACCUCCAGUCUGUACACACAAUAUGCUUGAUGACUCCACAGACCCUAUCCUAAACAGCAUUCGUCGAAUGGGUCUCUUUAAUAGCAGCUCUGACAGAGUCAAGGUGAUCUUCCACCCAGAGUUUUUGUCCUCUACCAGUCCUCUUCUUCCCAUGGAUUAUGAGGAGUUUGUCAGGGGCUGUCAUCUUGGAGUUUUUCCUUCCUAUUAUGAACCUUGGGGAUAUACACCUGCCGAGUGCACAGUUAUGGGAAUUCCGAGUGUAUCAACCAAUCUGUCUGGCUUUGGCUGCUUCAUGGAGGAGCAUAUUGCUGAUCCGUCUGCCUAUGGUAUCUACAUUUUAGAUCGGAGAUUCCGUGGUGUCGAUGAAUCCUGCAAUCAGCUGACAUCCUUUCUGUACUCCUUUUGUCAACAAACUAGACGACAAAGAAUUAUUCAGCGUAAUCGAACAGAGCGACUCUCCGAUUUGUUGGAUUGGAAAUAUCUUGGACGAUACUACAUGUAUGCUCGUCACAUGGCACUAGCUAAAGCCUUCCCAGAUAAAUUCACCUAUGAACCUCAUGAGCCAAGCACGGUUCAGGGAUUCAAAUAUCCACGUCCAGCUUCUGUCCCACCAUCUCCUUCACUAUCUCGUCAUUCUUCACCUCAUCACAGUGAGACGGAAGAAGAUGAUGAGCGCUAUGAUGAGGACCUUGAAGCAGAGAAAGACAGACAGAAUAUUAAGCCAGUAGCAAUGAUAACAAUGAAUAUGUCAUUGAAUUCUGGCUCUGACUGGCGCAGAUGUAAUAGUAAGAAAGGAUCUGUGGACCUGGGAAGCAAUGCCACCAGUACGGCCUCUUCAAUGACUAGUUCAGCCAGUUCCCCCACUGAACUUUGCUCACCAAGUAGCUCCAUUAUUGAUGAGAGGAAUUAGAAAGGUGGCAAGUUUGUAUUUUGCAAAAAAAAAAAAAAAAAAAGAUACCGCAUUUAGAUGGUUGAAGAAAAUAACUUCUCCUUCUAGACAGAUACAGAGAUAGCUGUUUCUUCUUUCCACCUUCACUAGGUUACCAUGAAGCAGUUUUCAGUGCCUUUCCCCUCAGUGCUGAAUCUCUGCCCAUUUUUUUUCACUUCAUCUUAAACUGCAUGCAUUGCUUCUAAACAAAUUUUUUCAUGCUAAUGUGAAGAUUUUCUUCCAAAUACUGUCGAUGAGUUAAAUGCUUCAUAUUAUUUAUUAAUAUUUAAAAUAAAAAUGUCUAUUGUGUGAUUUAUAUGAAAGAAUUAUUUAAAAAAUUAUUUUGGUGUACAAAUGAAGACACUAGAUUUCAUAUUUAGGCAAAUGUGGGUUAUGUGAAUUUUUAUCUCCACAUUUUGUGCUGGCACAGUAUUGAUACACCAGUUUAUAGUCACUUUCUCUUAUACUUUUAUGUUUGUUCUGUUCUAUUGGAUUGAAUGGAAAGGACGCGUGCUCCUUUACAUUCUCAUUUCUGUUUAUGUGGUCAGCACAAUCUAAUAAUAGUUCAGCCUUCUGUUUUGUAAUCAUUUACACCUCAUGAAGGCCUGCCAUCAUUCACGCAAACUUUCAUUAGAGGUGUGUUAAUUCUGUUUAGAAGAUCCCUGAUUUUUAUGUUAGCCACAUUAGCCGAAAGUCUCAGAAUGAUAGCUCUAUGACUUUGAUCAUAUUGCUUAAAAGGCACAUUGCAACCCAAACUGAGUUGCUUUUCAGUGCUCAUAUAGUAAUGUUUCAUGCAUCCUCAAAAUAUUCUUCAAUUUAAUAAUUUACAGAAACCUUCAAAAUAUUUCUGGCUUAUUUCCAAACUUUUUUUUUUCUUCAAAAUAACUGCAGCUUAUCAUUUUAUAAUAUGAUUCGUUCAAGUUUAAUGUGAAAUACAAUACAAAUUCAAGAUUUUAUAUGACAUAAGAGGAUUAGGUUCUUGUGCCCCCAAGGGCCAAGAGAAAAAUUUGUCAAGAUAUCAUUCUGUAUUGCCUGCUGAAAAUGUUUUUGCACUUGAUGAGCAAAUGAACAGAAAGUGAAUCUGAUCAAACAUGAAGUAAGUCAAAGGAAUCCCAAGACUUCUGCAACACGGUUACUGAUGAUGUGAGAAAUGAAUUUAUAUUAUUAUGUAUUUUUAUUUCUGGUUUUAGUUAAGUUAUUUAAACAGGUGUUUAAUUAUACUGUGAUUGGCAUAAAUAAAAAAGCUGCAAAUAACCAGUGCUCAAGUUCUAGCACUAUAUGCUUUGAAAAUGUAUGCUUGUGAAAGGAAAAGAUAUCUAAUCUUAAUAGGACAUGGAGGUUUGAAGUAAUAGAGGCCAUCAAAGAAGGUGAUUUCAAUGCAGAUAUCAUUGCAGGUUUGAAUUCAUUCAUUUUUUCAAGUUUUACAGCCUUGGAAAUUUUAUAGAAAAGUUCUUGUCAUAUGGCAUUCCUUAUACAGUAAAA